CUAUUCUUCAUUAGUAAGUCAUUCAUCAAUUUUUAUCUAUUAAAAGAAAUCACUAAACCCUAAAAUAUCAAUCAAGUCUAUAUAAAAGCCCAUAGUCUUCUUCUUCAAGAACCUAACAAGUCAUUAUUCAAGACAUUUCAAGAAAAUUUUCAGAAACCCUUUUUAGAAAAAUGGCUGACAAUUACUCUUCACAACCUCCUUCAAUACACUUAUGUUUUUUCUUUCUUGUUCUCUUCUCCUUUGUAAGUAUAACAUGGUACAUCAACUAUGAGUCUAUUUUUGAAGGAAUUAUGGAUCAGAUGAAGCUCGUUCUCAUGGUAUCUCCUUUGCUGUUGCUGCUAGUUGUGCAUUUGCUUUCAAGCUUGGAGAAAUCUCUGUUCUUUAUUCCGUUGCCUGAUCAAGAAUCAUUUCAUAGAGCUGGUGGAACUCCUUGGGGAGUUGGCUUGCUCCUUGUGCUUCUCCUUUUCAUGAUUUCUUACCAGUCUGAUUUUCGCGAAAGAUGGUUUCCUCUUUUAGGUUGA
This is a messenger RNA of Nicotiana tabacum (common tobacco), 521 nucleotides long. The record is from RefSeq and is a predicted model, not a curated record. NCBI's taxonomy places the organism in Eukaryota, Viridiplantae, Streptophyta, Magnoliopsida, Solanales, Solanaceae.